GACGUUCCGUGCCGCGGCCGCCGCUUCUUUCACACUUUAGUUGGGAGCCGCGCGCCGCGCUCAGUUACUGGAGAGAGCUGGCCGCGCGCCGCCGCCUCCAGCACGCACGCACCCGGGCCGGGCUUCGGGGGCUUCGGGGCUCUUACCCCCGGCCUCUUGGAGGAGGGGGAGACCGGGACUCACCGUGGGGAGGAGGAGGAAGACAAGGAGGAGGAAGGAAGAAAACCCGCCAGGAGGACCGGGGCGGGGGGCGGGAGGCUUGCCACCUUCAGCCCCCCCGCGAGCGCCCAAGAGAAGUCGAAAGGAAAGAGGAGCCUCAAAGUCAGAGAGGAGUGGCAAGGGAAAGUCACUCUGCCUCACAUUUGAAUAUUACCCUGGAUAAAAAAAGGUCCCUUUGUGUACAUAUCACAGCUGCUUCCUCCUUCCUCUCAGGUGCACCCAUCUUGACUGACUCAGCAAGAAGGUGGAUUUUCCCUGUGUCUAAAGAAAAAAAACAUGUCCCCGUGUCUGUAGAGAUGAUUUGCAGUUCAGCCCGGCUGAAGCUGACCGAAUGAGACUAUGGGCUGUGCCUCCGCCAAGCAUGUUGCCACUGUUCAAAAUGAAGAGGAAGCCCAGAAAGGGAAGAACUACCAGAAUGGAGAUGUGUUUGGUGAUGAGUAUAGGAUCAAACCGGUGGAAGAGGUCAAAUACAUGAAAAAUGGGGCAGAAGAGGAGCAGAAAAUAGCAGCCAGGAACCAAGAAAACUUGGAAAAAAGUGCCAGUUCAAAUGUAAGACUUAAAACUAAUAAAGAGAUCCCAGGAUUAGUUCAUCAACCCAGAGCAAACAUGCACAUCUCUGAAAGCCAACAAGAAUUCUUCAGAAUGCUGGAUGAAAAAAUUGAAAAGGGUCGAGAUUAUUGUUCGGAAGAAGAAGAUAUCACAUAGCACCAAUCCUACCAGUCAAACCGGGAGCUACUACUGUGUAAAUAGGUUACACCCCAGUUGAAAUCUUUGCAAAGGUUGGUUCUCUUCAGCGAACAGCACUAUAGCAAAAGAAGAUCGUUCCAUAUCGUAUGCCCCAUUAAAUUACAGUGUUUCUUAAUGAACUUGCAAAGGAAUAUUGCUAAAAACAAACAAAAACUGUUAUCGAACUUUCUUUGUUGCUGCUAGUUAAAACUUGUUGCAACUUUUCACUUCUCUCAGUGUCCAGGUCUGCAGCAAAAUUCUGCAAUUUCACCUUAAAGAUACUGUUGGGUUUUACAGAUGCUCUCCAACCUAUUUUCUAAAAGAUGAGGUAGUGGUGAACUCAGAUGUCCAGCUUCUAUUCUAGACUGGUUCCGCUUCUAAGACAAGCGCCUCCUUCCCCCUCCCUCCCUGCCUCCCCCAGCAGUCCAGAGCCUUGCUUCUCACUGGCAGUGUUGCGCUUUGGAGAUGGGAUGGUUGCUAUGGCAAGCCUAGUUUCUCUGCUAAGAAGAAGUAGAGACGCUAUUAUCAAUUCCAAGCAUGUCGUGACAUGACUCCUGGAAGUGACAUAGGAGCGAGCAGCAGGUGGUUUCAUUUCCUGGGUCUCUUAAUCAAAGAUCAAGCUUGCAACAUCAGUUUUGCUCAGAUGCAGACGGAAGUGUGAUCACAAUCAUUUUGAAUCCCUCUUGCCCACUUUUUUUUCUAAGAAAAUAAACAUUUUACUGUUUUUAUGUA
Molecule: messenger RNA, 1677 nt
Organism: Budorcas taxicolor (takin)
Lineage: Eukaryota; Metazoa; Chordata; Mammalia; Artiodactyla; Bovidae
Gene: C16H1orf21
Product: chromosome 16 C1orf21 homolog
Exons: 7
Coding region: 559-924 (121 amino acids)
Source: RefSeq, a predicted model, not a curated record